AAUUUCAUUUCAUUUAAAGACAAAGCAUCUGUGUUUGUUACCUAAACAUCAGUGCUGCUAUAGUAAUUAGAGGCUGUUGAUUGUUUUCAUUUUUGCAUAGGCUUUUGCGAAAAAAAGAGUUAAAAUGGAUUCUUUCGAUGAUUUGGAAGAUGCCGUGGUCGAAUACAUGGACCGUGGUAUAGUGUUGAUAAUAGCCGAUAUUUUAAGUUUGAUCACAGUCUCCUCAUGUUUAUUUAUAAAAAUUCCCCAAAUUAAUACGAUAAGACAGAAUAAAUCAUCACAAGGCAUUAGUGUUUUUGGCUUGUGUCUGGAAUUGUUCAGUUACACUGUCAUGAUGUCCUAUAACUAUACAAAUGGCUAUGAUUUUCUGUCAUACAUGGAAUAUCCCAUCUUACUCAUGCAGGAGUAUGUUCUAAUUUAUUUUGUCUUUAAAUAUCAAAAUCUAUUGGGUGUUAAGACCCAAAUUGUGUCUGUCUUCUAUGUCAUCAUUGCAACACUGAUCUAUAUGAAAUUAUUCCCUGUCAUCAUAUUACAAUUUUUAGUGCCCUUUUGUACACCUAUUGGUGCCACAAGUAAGGUCUUACAAUUAGUAGCUAUUUUAAGAAGCAAAGAUGCCAGUUCUGUCAGUCGCACCACUUGGGCUUUAUCCGCAUUUACCAAUUUUACUCGCAUCUAUACUGUUUAUGUACAAUCCCACGAUUUAAUGUUGCUAUCCAAUUUCAUGAUUUCGACUUUCUUAAGUUCUUCUGUGUUUGUGGCAGCUUGUGUUUAUAAGACAAAGAAGACAAAGAAUGAAUAGAAUUAAGUUAUUUUAAAUUAUAUAUUCUGACUCAAAGUUUUUUUUUUUUAGUUUUGCUUUUAUUUUUUAACUUAUAUUAAAUUUAUUAAUAUUUUUAAUUUCUUUAUUUUAAUAACAAAGACUAAAUAAAUCACAAUCAUGACACGUUUUAACAAUUAA
This is a messenger RNA of Calliphora vicina (urban bluebottle blowfly), 958 nucleotides long. Its product is annotated as solute carrier family 66 member 3. The record is from RefSeq and is a predicted model, not a curated record. NCBI's taxonomy places the organism in Eukaryota, Metazoa, Arthropoda, Insecta, Diptera, Calliphoridae. The transcript is spliced from 5 exons. Bases 125 to 799 code for a protein of 224 amino acids.